AAGGUUGCUUGCCAACCGCCAUUAAACCAAAGAAGAAGGAAAAAUAAGGGGGAACAAUAAUACUGACGGACCAACAUGGCGGCGAACUAUCAUACUAUAGGAAAAUACCACUUCUGUAUGAAUUGAUGUUAAAAUAAGGUGAUUUAAAUCUUUUACUCUUGCUAUUUUAUAUUUUUUGUAUGAAAUCCACGCUCAUUUGCGUGUAUGACCAUAGAGGAGUACAACAAAUGUUGGAAGCAAUGUGGGGAGAGAUCGAACCUCGCGUUAAAACACAACCGAACCCGUCUAAUGAAUCUAAUAAGGAUGACCGAAGUACAACACCCGAAACACCGGCAGUGGUAGAGCUACGUUUUCCCUCCAUAUUGCCUCAGGAGCCCCUGGAAGACACGCAGAAUGUUCCAGCUCAUGUCAGUGCUUUGUUGGAGGUUGUGGUUGUGAGUGGAAGCCAAGUGAAAAGUCAGCAGAUGGGGGAUGCUGAACUGACACCAGAGGAGCGUAAAAGGGAGCUGCUGCUUCAGUACAGAAGCAAGCCACUGGUAUUCCUGGAGAGAUAUCAUAGCUACCUAAAGCCUGAGCAUCUGCGAUCUUUUGCCCAUGUCAGCGCCGACCCACGGACUCAGCACUACGCGGAAGUGAUCCAUAGGCGAGCUGCAGGAAGCACAAACAUGACGCGAGUGAGAAACCAGCGCUAUGCUGCUCUCAGGGCCUUGCAGAAAGGUGGUCAAUAUUUCAGUGAAGAAGAGAUGCGAACCAGGGAACCACUACUGUAUGAACAGUAUAUUGGACAGUACCUAACCGAUGAAGAAGUGCUGGAGCGCUCCCAAGGGGCCAUGUUGGAUGGUGCACAUGGGGGACCUGAUGUACAAGGAGGAGUACCUGGAGGUCUCGCCCACCUGCUCCUCAACUCCUACCAAGAGCGUCUCACCCAGGGUCGACUGCAGGAGGAGCAGGAGAGAGAGGAUAACGCGGAGGAGGAGGACGAGGAAGAAGAAGAUGCCGGAGUCCAGGAGAAGACCUGGGAACCGACCAAUGAAGAGAAGGCUCUUCUACGGGAGGAGUUUAUCAGCCAGAUGCACCAACGCUUCCUUAAUGGAAAAGACAAGGAUUUCAACUACAGCGAAGUAGAUGAGAACCCAGAUUUCGACAACCUGGACAUCGUCAGCAGGGAUGCAGAGGAAAAGUACUUUGACGAAGAUGAUGAGGAAGAAGAUGAAGACGAAGAAAUUAUGACACAAUAGUGACUGCAGUUGUAAUUGGUGUUUU
Molecule: messenger RNA, 1263 nt
Organism: Nerophis lumbriciformis (worm pipefish)
Lineage: Eukaryota; Metazoa; Chordata; Actinopteri; Syngnathiformes; Syngnathidae
Gene: ccdc97
Product: coiled-coil domain containing 97
Source: RefSeq, a predicted model, not a curated record